CGCGCCAAACGAACGACAUGUCGCAUCCAACAGCAGUCAAUAGGUCAUUGUUUGCGAGCCAUGGAAGGUGGUCAAUGGCACAUUUCAACAUCUCGGGCAGGAUGUCAGCUGUCAGCUCCGCCGCCAUGACCGGCCGAUCACUCCCUCUACUGUGCCGUGGCCUCACCUACGCCGCGGUCGCUAGACCAUCCGUAUCGACAUCAGCAUCAUGCUCCGCGCGUUUUGCGUUCCGCCAGUCCAUUCAACAAUACCGUUGCAGUCUGCGGUACCACAUUACCGUGAGCUCCUCAACCAGGUGGCUGAAGGGAAAGGAGAAUUCGCAGGCCCCGGAAACGGGAACAUCUCUCGCGCAGGAUAUCAAUGGUGCAGACCAGAAAUCAAGCAUCAUUGGCGACAAGGUCCGCUCCUUGACACCACGCGAGCAGAUUUAUAACAUCCCGAAUAUCCUCACCGCAUCCCGCUUGAUCGCUGCGCCUUUUGUUGGAUAUCUGGUGUUGCACGAGCAGCACAAAUGGGCUCUCGCUCUUUUCGCAUAUGCAGGUAUCACUGACUUGGUCGAUGGAUGGAUUGCCCGCAAGUACAAGCUGCAGACUGUUGUCGGUAGUGUCAUCGAUCCUAUGGCCGACAAAUUCUUGAUGACCAUUCUGACUGUCACUUUGUCUAUGAACGGCCUCUUGCCGGUAUCUCUGGCAACCCUCAUCCUGGGACGUGAUGUGUCCCUUGCAGUGGCUGCUCUCUAUUGGAGAUAUGCAUCUCUGCCAGCGCCAAAGACUUUUAAGCGCUACUGGGACUUCUCACUGCCAUCUGCCGAGGUGCAUCCUACAACCAUGAGCAAGUACAACACUUUCCUACAACUGCUGCUGAUCGGCGCUACCUUGGCAUAUCCUGUCAUCACAGCCGACAACCACCAUCUAGGUGUGAUGCACGAUGUUGGUCUUGAGAAACUCGACCUCGCUCAGUUCAUGACCUACUUCCAGAUCCUGGUGGCUGGAACCACAGCAUGGAGUGGACUCAGUUAUGCAUUCCUCAAGGAUGCCGUCAAGAUACUGGGCAAGGAUGAGCAGCUGAAGCUUAAGCAGGGAAGAAGAGGUAGAGCAAUCAUCGGCGUCACUUUUGGCAGUGUCGUUGUCACUGCCGCAUACUUGGCCUUGACCAAGGAUCUGCCAAAGAAAAAGGAAGAGGGAAUCAUUGCU
Aureobasidium vineae is the source of this 1193-nucleotide messenger RNA. The record is from the annotation of a GenBank genome assembly. Lineage: Eukaryota; Fungi; Ascomycota; Dothideomycetes; Dothideales; Saccotheciaceae.